Porites lobata is the source of this 2732-nucleotide messenger RNA. NCBI's taxonomy places the organism in Eukaryota, Metazoa, Cnidaria, Anthozoa, Scleractinia, Poritidae. The record is from the annotation of a GenBank genome assembly.
UAAAGAAAGGCAUUUAUGGACCUGUCUUUCAGUGAUACUAUCUACCAGGUGUGAUAAAGACACUCAACUGUGUUAGCCUUUACCGUGGAUUUUCAAACGUUCACGAUCAGUACAGUUGGGCAGCUGCAUCAAUUGAGCUUUCUAAGUAACUGACCUGACCACUUCCCCGCCCGCCCCCUCCCCGAUAAGUUAACAGUAACACUUUUUCCUUACUUAGGGCAAAAUUGUAACUUAGCUCUGAAAAGUAGCUCUUAUUUGAAUGAUCAAAAUUAAUAUGUCAUCAAUGUAGUCAAAUGUUAAUACUACCUUUAACAGCUUAAUAAACAGAGCUGCUGGAAAUCUUUGUCAAGUACAAGCUUUCAUUCGAAUGGCCAUACUAAAAGAUGGUCAAAUGUUAGAAGUUGAAAUCAACAGUAUACGCUGGAAUCUCUCAGAUCUCUGAUCAGCAGCUUUUGUUGGGAUUGUUAUUGUUAAACUAUUAUCUAAACUUAGUCGUUAAAACCAAAGCAAAGUAAACCGCUGUGGAAAGUACUAUUAAAAGUAGUUUUAGCGUUAGUUUCUUCAUUGUCACAGAUUUAAUUGCCAUACAAUGGGGUGUGGGCUCCUGGUUUCUAAGGAUUACUUUGCACUUUUCAGUGCAUACUUCAAGGAGACCUGAAAGCCGCUGAGCAACUGAAAAAGGAGUUCAAGAUUCCGGAUAAAAGGUUUGUAACAUUUUUUUAUCAGAGACUGUAAACAACGAGACCUUUCUCAUCUGAGGGCCCUUUUUUGAAACAACCUUUAGCUACACCACGUUGAACAAAGGCUUGCUUGUUCACACCACUGAUUUGUAGCCUGUGUAGAAUACAUUUGAAUGGGAAGGGAAAUGUGGGAAUUAGGACGCGCUAGGGAGGAGGAAAUUUAAACGCAGUCGUUUAGGAAAACAUUGGACUUCCAGAUCCUUUUCUUAGACUUAAGGGGUUAAUUGAAGAAAAUAAGUGCCUUUCCAGUCUACACUAUAUACUUUCUUAAGAUUUUUCACGAAAAAUGGUGUUUAGAUAAAAACGUUUAGCAAACUGAAAAUGGCCAAGAACGCGGUUUUGUUAAACACGGGUUAAACUCCGUUUAAACAACUGGCCCAAAUGGUCUCUCUACUUUCAUCCUCGCGCGCCCAUCGCGUUCUCGUUCUCACACGGGCUGUUUUCAAAAUAGCCUGUACUAUGUAGAGCUAAGGCUUGUUUGGUCACACCCUGAUUUGUAGUCUAUGUGGCAAGCAUUGGAAGUCGAGUGAUAGAGGGGCAGGGGGUAAGGGCGCGCGAGGAGGGAGAAAAGAAAGGGUUUCCGUCCUUUCCUCCUCGCGCAUUCAUCGCGUUCUCGUUUUCACACGGUCCGUUUUCGAAAUAGCGUGUAGUUGCACCACGUACAGCUUAUGUUUGCUAGUUAAAACCCCUGAUUUGUAGCCUGUGUGGCAGGCAUUUGAAGGAGUAGUGAAAGGAGGGAGGGAAUCCGAACGCGCGAGGAAAAAUAGCAGGCAGGAAUUCCUUCCCUUCCUCCUCGCGCGGACAUCGCGUUCACGCGCACCUCAGUUAUUCCUCCUUUUCCUACCCCUUCAAACUCCUUCCUCAUAGUUUAGCUCAUUUGCCGCAUUGUCUUGUCUUUAGGCUUUACUGGCUGAAAGUCACAACUGGCUGGAACUCGACAAGUUUUCCAAGGCUCGUAAAUCUCUAAUUGGAUACGAGGUAAGUUUAUUGACAAUGUUUUCCAAAAUAAUUAAGCAAUGUGCUCAACUAGGGACAGAUACGGGCAAAGCUAAUCCUUUAAACCCUAAAAUCCGAACUCACUUACGCAGGUAAUUUGGGACCUUACAAAACUACCAUGGCGACGGGAAUGGAAACGCCUAAAACGCAAUAGGUUAAUGAAGGAGCGGAACAACAGCUUUACACGUCCAUCAAUCUUUUUUGUAAAUUUUUUUGCCUUUCCAACACAUCUACGAUAGGACAUGACUAAAUUUGAGAAAUUUGAGAAUGGGACUCCCCCUACCUUCAGCUCCAACCUAAUUUCCCUUCUUUUAAGUAACUAGACGAAUUGAAAUGAUGCGAAGUCAAUUUUUCAUCGACCUUUUCCAUUGCCGUCGCCGUUAUCAGAUCGUCAGUACAGGUGGUUAGGGUCUACGCCUUGUUACGGCGGUGGUCAAAACAAGGACAAGUUUGUGAAGAGAAAAAAGGAACCGGAAACGGGUUUGUAACAGAGUCGAACGUUUCUACAACGGCUCCCUUGAGAGCAAAGUGCCUUUUCUAGAGGAGUUGCCUUUGUGGGGAAUAAGGGGGCAUCUCGGAACACUCCGCAAUAUCCCCUGGAACAUCCCCCGGAAUCUGGGAGUAAGUAAAAUGAAAAACACAAAAAGAAACCCUAACCCCACUGUGUAAGAUAUUAAAUGUUCAAGAGUGAAUGUACGGACUGUCUGGCGGAAUAAAAAUCAUGCUAGUCUUGGACAGAUGGCGAUUGGAAGAUUCGUAGGUAUUUAUCAAAAAGCAUUUAUUUCUUUUGUAUUAAAGGCUACGUUCAUGAGUUCCCAUGACUGUAACAUUGUGAAUAAACAUUCCAAUGUGAAGACGCUGUAAAUUUUAUUUACGUUGCUUUUUUUAUAGCCAUUUUUUGAAGUAUGCCUGGAAUGCAACAACAGAAUAGAAGCGGAGAAAUAUGUCUCCAGAGUUCUCCUCGAAAAGAAAGUGACGUGUUAUGUGAAACUCGGG